This is a messenger RNA of Spodoptera littoralis (African cotton leafworm), 2100 nucleotides long. Lineage: Eukaryota; Metazoa; Arthropoda; Insecta; Lepidoptera; Noctuidae. The record is from the annotation of a GenBank genome assembly.
AUGUUCGGAGAUUCAGAAGACUCUAGUGAUGAGGAAGUUCCACCACAACCAAAACGAUCUUCUUCUUCAGAAGGUGGUUAUGAAGAAGAUGAUGAAGACGAUGAUAUCAAAUCAGAGGUGCGAGAAGUUAAAAAGGCACCACCACCAAGUGAAGAAGAAAAGCAAGCAGAAACCUUAGUGCAAGCGGUCCAGACCGCAGAAGCAAAAAUGUCGACGAUUGCGGCAGUGCCCCAACCACGUCGAAAGAGAUUCAUUCCUAAAUAUAAUGUUGAAGGUGUACACGUGAUAACUAUUGGUGAAGAAACACAAGUUCAAAUAGAAUUGGUAGUCGGAAUCCAAAUUAAUGCACAAUAUCCUUGGAAAACUGUACAGAAAUCUAAACUACUAGAAUCAAUUGAACUUGGGGGUGAAUUAUCGGAGUUUUUUCCGAUACGUAAAGAAAUUGAGGAAUAUCCCGAAGACGAAAUAUUAAUGGGGUAUAUAGUUGAUGAAUCAAAUAACACUGAUGACUUCUACGUAUGUUGCACAGUAGAAUCCAGAGAUCAUUGUAAGCAACAAUCAGACAGAUUUAUCCGACGGCAAGAAAAGAAAUUAGAAAAAGCAAUACAAAAAAAACCAAGACCUUGGAUAGGUUUGGGCAGUGAAAUUGAAAUAAUAGAACAAGAACCAAUUAAUACAAGGACUUUAAUGGAGAUCGAGAUAAAGGCUAAGUUUCCCACUGAAUAUGAACCCCAGAAGUUUAACGUAAGGGACACUGAGGCCGUUAGAGACGGUUUAAUUGAGUUAACAGCGUACAGACAGAGGUUUAAUAAUAUUAACCGUCGAAGAAUAGACUGCGCGUGUCAAAUUAGACCAGUUUACGUAAACCAAGUUGCCCAGACUUAUCUAAAAUUUCCGCAAAAUAAAUGGACUCAAUCUAUCGCAGAUACAAUGGGUCAAAUUGGAGAUCUUGAAGGUGGUGGCGAUGUGGAUUUAGAAGGAGACGAUGAUGACAGUUCAGACGAAGAAAUUAACCGUAGAAAACCACCUAUUGAUGAAGUAGGAUUACGUUCGUAUAGGGCUGCAGCUGCCCGUAUGCGUCGACCAUCUUAUCAAAAAUUGAUGAAUAAAUUUAUGACAUCGCGAGUAGCCGAAAUGGAGUCGAUGAUAGAGUUAAACGCUGUAAUGGAUAUGUAUUACAAUGACUAUCCAAAUCUUGUUACUCAGAAACAUAUCGAUACGCUUGGUACGAUGGCUUUUGAAGAAAUGUAUCUUAAUCCUCCAGUAUUUAUGCUAUCAAAAACUACUUAUGCACCACGUAUGGUGGCUAUGAUAGAGAGAGAACUAAAAGUCAUGACGUCUUUUAUAGAAUGGCAAGCAAAUUUUAUGCAGAAAAAUCUACAUAUUUUAUUGGAAAUAAAAAGAAAAGAAGGUGCACUAUUAGCUGAAAAGGAAGAAGAAAAACGCCGGAAAAGAGAAGAGUUAGAAAAAAUGCAAGAUGAAGAAGCCGAAGCUAAGAGACAGGAGAGAAUGAAAGUUUUAGGUCCUGAAGAGAGAUGGCAGAAAAUCAUACAAAAAUUAAUAGAAAGAACAAUUGCUGUUAAAAAAAGAAUCAACAGAACACUAUUAAUAGAACACGAAAAACCGUUAAGAGAGUUAGAAACACAGCGCUUAGAGAAAGAAAGAAGAAUGUUAGAAAUAAUGAAAAAUCAAAAAACAAUUUUCAAUGACACUGUUGCCAUUCUUUUCCCCGAAGCAAUAAAGAAACCAUAUAAAUCAAAGAAAAGUUUGCUUUCCGAUAACAAAGAGGCGCUUAAAAAGGAAUAUUUAACUGAAUAUCGUUACAUAAAAGAAAAUGCAAAAGUUAUGGUAAGUAAAAACCCAUAUAAAGCAGAUUUUCGGUGGGAAGCUACACUUGCUGAAGGUAAAGAAAGAAGAGCUGCGUUGAAUAUUCAACAAGAUUUUGCGAAAAUGCACUACGGUAGAAUUGAAGGGGAACAAAAUCAACGAAAUCCAGUGAAAGCCCCUGUUAAAACUAUUACCAAAAAGAAAGAAGAAGAAGAAGAAGUAGAAAAAGAGGGAGAAGGAGAAGGUGUAGUAGAUGAAGAACCAACUAAUUAG